UUAGCAAGUUAGCAAGAAUAGCAACCACAAGACUACAAGAGAUUGUCAUCUUUCUUUCUGGGUUCAAAGAUCCCUCCUUGAAAGAAAGAAGUGGGUCAUUUUGACUCAUUUCCCCAAAUAAAACAAUGUCUACAAUUGCCAUUAGCACACCUUCAAGCUCAAUCCCAGGUCCCCGAAUUUGUUUGAGUGGCGACGCCCAAUUGAUGAUCUUCAGGGCCACAUCAUAUUCAAAUUCAAAAUCAUAUUCAAAAUUGAAUUGUAAAUUGAGCAGAAAAUGUCUGAGAUCAAAACCACCGAAUCAACUCCUCUUCAAAAUCCCAAUCAACACUUCCUCAAAGUCCUCUUCAAAACGCCUUUUCCGGCCUGUCAUGGAGUCACAAGAUUGCACGGUCAAGAUGGAAGUUGAUGUGCCUGUUUCUGUAGCAUACGAUUGUUACUUAGAUCGUGAAGCCAUACCUAAGUGGAUGCCUUUCAUUUCAACAGUUAAGGUCUUGGAAGAUAAGCCUGAUCAAUCAAGAUGGACGCUAAAAUAUAAAGCAUUUGGCCGUGAUAUUGAGUUCUCUUGGCUUGCUCGAAAUCUACAGCCUAUCCCAAACCAGAAAAUUCAUUGGAGAUCUCUAGAAGGUCUUCCAAACAGUGGUGCUGUUCGAUUUUACCCAAGAGGUACUUCAUCAUGUCUUGUAGAACUGACAGUGUCAUAUGAAGUUCCUCAACUUCUAGCGCCUGUAGCAUCGCUGAUUGUGAAUACUUGCAGGCACUUCAACCUUUUCUUCAAAGCCUGCUUCUGCGAGGUUUGGAAAGGUUUUCAAAAUAUGCGAAAAGCUGUCAACCAGAGUCAACCAACUAAUCCCUGUGAAGAUCAUAUUUUUAAUUCUAACAGGAAGAUCAUUUUUCAGUCCACAAUCACCUGGGUUGUUACUGGUUGUUGCAGCUUUAUUGUAAAGUGGUUCUUCAGGAGCUGCAACCAACAAGAAGCGAAACCUUGGUGUGUAAAUGGUUGUGAGUGGCGUCUUCUAAUGGAUGGGAUUGUAUGUAACCUAUUUGUAAUUAAGUUGGUAAAUUGAACAUUGGUCCCAAUACCCCUGCAUUUUUUGUUCUUAUUUACUCUCUUGAUCUUGGUAAAUUCAAUUGGCCGAUGUGUUUUUAAGGCGGUAAUUUCAGUAAGUACUUAGUACUCAUACUAUUAA
Molecule: messenger RNA, 1187 nt
Organism: Spinacia oleracea (spinach)
Lineage: Eukaryota; Viridiplantae; Streptophyta; Magnoliopsida; Caryophyllales; Amaranthaceae
Exons: 8
Coding region: 126-1064 (312 amino acids)
Source: RefSeq, a predicted model, not a curated record